Messenger RNA from Stegostoma tigrinum, 8474 nucleotides. RefSeq names its product serine/threonine-protein kinase NIM1-like. The transcript is spliced from 5 exons. NCBI's taxonomy places the organism in Eukaryota, Metazoa, Chordata, Chondrichthyes, Orectolobiformes, Stegostomatidae. Bases 1752 to 3065 code for a protein of 437 amino acids. The record is from RefSeq and is a predicted model, not a curated record. Gene Ontology annotation, molecular function: protein serine/threonine kinase activity; tau-protein kinase activity; ATP binding. Gene Ontology annotation, cellular component: cytoplasm. Gene Ontology annotation, biological process: intracellular signal transduction; microtubule cytoskeleton organization; protein phosphorylation.
GCCAGUCAUGUGCGUGCGCUUGGCAGCAGCCUGGUGCGGUGUGCGCGCUCGGCGGGAGCAGCGGAGAAUGAACCCUCGGUAUCCGGGCCGUGGCAGCGGGGAUGCAGAAAUGAGGAGCUCGGAAGGACAGUGCUGACCCGCCCCGGGGCCUAAGGCACCAACACCGGCCGCUGGCAGUGCAGGAGUUUUCCUUCGCAGUGGAGUGUAUAUGGGGUCGACCUCUACGUGUUUAUUGGUGGCUUUCUUCAUGGAGUACCAGGCUUUUAGGAAUUCUCGUGCUUCUCUCUGCUUUGCCUCUGCCAGGAUUUUGGUGUUGUCCCAGUCGAAUUGGUAGUUCUCCUUAUCCAUGUGGAUAGCAAUGAAGUGAAUGGUCGCCAUCAUCCCCUCUUGGACUGGAGCAGCUACAGAGCGAGUGUGUGCGCAAAAGAGAUGGAGAGAGAGCCAGACAGCUGACAGAGAAAUACAGGUUUGACCUCCUAGGACAUUUCACCUUUGAGCCGGCUGCUCCUGUCACUGGCAACACUGAAAGGGCCAGUCAAAAGAAACUGAUUUACGGAAAAAGAUAUCAAAUUGAGCAAGGGGAGGCACACUCUUUUACAUUCCUCCAGUUUCCCUUCCAGCUCAGAUACUGCACAUUAUUAUCCUCCAACGAGGCAAUAAGUUGCUUAUUAUAUUUCACAAUGCCCCUGGUAUUUGCAAGGCAGCUUCUGAAAAACACCAGAAAAACGAAGCUGAGCUGACAGUGCAGAAGGAGGUGUGGACAGACGGAAGGAUUACAUUCAGCUGACACUUCAAGGUCGAGAGCAGGAGAGACUGCUGGACUGAAUGCCAGAUAGGUAACUUCACAAUGAAGGUGUGCUAAACCAACACGUACUUCCACCAUCACUCAGCUGCAAGUCUUGUGGAUACAUUGGUUCCUGUUCAACUGUUCCUUGAGGGAGGUUGGAACAUGAGGCACCUUAAGUACAAAGGAAAGGCUGAAAAAAGUGUGUUUUCAGUGACAGGUUUACCUCUCGGUGUCAAAUCUCCAAGGCAGUCCCCACCAACAUGCCCAGUCUGCUUGUCGAGAAAAAGAAUAGUUCUGUCAGAUAAUCCGUAGGACCUUCCGUCCUGUUCUGUAUUUUGACCAUUCUAGCCCAUUUAAUGCUCCGACCUGAGCAACAACUGGAAGGCAGCGAAUGGCCUCAUUGGAAACAGGAGGCCAAUGAAGGGCACCUUUCUCCAUGUGCGAGACCUUGACCUCCAGCCAUGAAAGAGUUGCAUUUGUAGGGCAACUUCAGGACAUCAUGGAGAACUUGAUUAGCCAAUGAAGCACUUUUGAAGUGUCAUCACUGUUGUAUCAUAUAGAAACCUGGCUGCCAAUUUGCACACAGCAAGAUCCCGCAAAUAGCAAUACGAUAGUGGCCAGAUAAUGUUUUUUUAAGUGAUAUUGGUCGAGGGAUAGGUAUUGACUGGGACAACUCCCCUGCUCUAUAAAGUAGUGGCCACGGAAUCUCUCGCACCCAUCUGAGAGAGUCUGACUUGUGGGUCCCUUAUUUACAAAACUGUGCGCCCUCUGGCAUCUUGCUGGGAUUUUCAGCUCUGAUUUUUCUUUAUUGUAUCCAAGACCAGGAGUGGGAUUUGAACCCAGAAUCUUUCAUUCAUCUCCACACCCAGAGUGUUACCAUUGAGGCACCGGCCAAGAUCCAGGUGGGAUGUAGACUUGGGAAGGAGACACCAUUCCGAAUGUGGAGAAGUGCCCCUUCCAGACUAUGAGCACAGUUUGCGCCAAUGGUAGCACCAUGGUGAACCAGCGCUAUGCCCAGUGGAGUCGGGAAAACAGCUCAGAGGACAGCACUCGGCCAGAGGUCUUUGAGGAAAAUGGUGGGCAGCCACGUAGGUUGACCCCUCUGGAGAAACUGUCACAGGAGAUGGCGCAUGAUGAGCGGGCGGUCAAGGAGCUGACGCUGGGGAAGCGGAUCGGGUUCUACCGUGUGCGAGGCGAGAUCGGCAGCGGAAACUUCUCUCAGGUCAAGCUUGGCGUCCACUUGCUCACGAGAGAGAAAGUCGCCAUCAAAAUAUUGGACAAGACAAAACUGGGGCAGAAGACCCAGCGCCUGCUGUCACGAGAGAUCUCCAGCAUGGAGCGCCUACACCACCCCAACAUCAUCAGGCUGUACGAAGUGAUUGAGACUCUGUCCAAGCUUCACCUGGUCAUGGAGUAUGCUGGUGGGGGCGAGCUGUUCACCAAAAUCAGUACCGAAGGCAGGCUCUCAGAGGAGGACAGCAAGGUGGUCUUUGCACAGAUUGUCUCAGCAGUUAAACACAUGCACGAGAACAACACGAUUCACCGGGACCUGAAGGCAGAAAACGUUUUCUACGUGACCGGCAGCUUCGUGAAAGUGGGCGACUUCGGCUUCAGCACCACAUGCCGGAGGGAGCAGCUGCUGAGCACCUUCUGCGGUUCGCCGCCCUACGCCGCGCCGGAGCUCUUCCGGGAUGAGAGUUACGUGGGGGUCUUUGUGGACAUCUGGGCAUUGGGGGUCCUGCUGUACUUCAUGGUGGUGGGCACCAUGCCCUUCCGGGCAGACACCGUGGCCAAGCUGAAGAAGUGCAUCCUGGAGGGUGGGUACCAGUUGCCGCUGCACCUGACCGAGCCGUGCCAGAGGCUGAUCCGCGGUAUCCUGAGACCGGCACCUACCGAGCGGCACACCAUGGCUCAGAUUGCCCGCAGCGAGUGGCUGGGGGGUGUCCGGCUGGCGAAAGGCCACGAACCCUUCCGGCUGGACCCCUCCCACCUGGCCGGGCCUACUGAGGUUCUGAAGGGAGACCAGGCCGAGGUGAAGCAGGCAUUGACCCGCCUAGGGGUGACGGACUCCCAUAUCCUGGACAAUGUCGGCAAGGACUCGCGCAGCCCCAUCACGGGCACGUACCGCAUCGUGCUGCACCGGGUGCAGAGGAGGAGGGCCCCUGACACCAUCCCGGCCCUCUCACGGCAGCAGGUUGGAGCCAAGGAGCCAAGGAAAGACGCCAACAAACCCAAUGGUGCGGCGCGGCAGACCUCCAAGUUGUGUUUGAUUUUGUAAGACGAACCAGAAGGGGCCAGGUCUCACCAGUUUUAUCGAGAAGGAAACAUGACUUUCUAUUUUGUAACAAGCUGUAACUGUCUCUUGCUGAUAAAUUGGCGCCCAGUGGGCUUGUGUUUGUGUGUUAAAUAUACCACAGUUUCGGUGGUGUGCAGAGGAAAGCUGAUAGCUUGGACUGCAAGGUUGGAUUUGGAUCUAAGCACCUCCGUACCACAACAAACCACCAGCGAAAACUGCCCCCACAACUGAAUCUUUGUCAUUCGACCAAAACUUCCAUUUUUACAUUCUUGUCCUUGGGUUCAGAUUCCUCCACAGCCUUUCUGUAUUCCCACCUCUGUUCUGACAACUGUUCCAAAUCUCAGGGCUCCUUCUGCAUCAGCUCCUUGUGUAUCUUCCACUCCAUCCUCCCCAGAGUCAUGCAAUGUACAGUCAUAGCUUCACUGAAUGACCAAAUAACAUUGUGAGGGCUGAUUGGCCUCCUCAACUUGGUCUUGUGAUUCUUGUGGAUCAAUGUACUGUUCUGGCACUGAGCUCAACAGCUUCCCCUCGAAACAUCUCUCUCCCUUUCUGGCUCCCUCACCUCCCCUUUAAGCCUCUGCUUCCGAAACAAUAGACUUCCCAUAGAGGGACUGCAGCGAAGGUCCACUGGACUGAUACGAGAGGUAUUGUCCCAUGGUUCUCUUGGGCCUGUAUUCACGAGAGUUUAGAAGGAUGAGAGGGGAUCUGAUUAAAAUGUAAAAAAUUCUAACACAGCUGGAUACCACGAGAUGCAGGGAUGGUGUUUCCCUCCACUGGGGAGUCUACGUCCAUUGGGGAUAAGUGCCAGGAUACAGCAUAGACAAUUGUGGACCGAGAUGAUGAAAAAUGUUUCAAUUCAAAGUAAACCUGUGGAAUUAUCUACCACAGAAGGCUAUAGAGGCCAAGUCACUAAAUACAUUCAAGAAAAAGACAGAUAUAUUUUUAAGAGGGAGAAAGUGGGAUUAUGGCAUUGAAAUCAUAUUGAAUGUUGGAGCAGCCUUGGAGGACUGAAUGGCUUACUCCUGCUUCAAGUUUCUAUAAAUGUUUCUCCAAUUAAAUUCAUUUGUAGGCCAUCUGUCGAAAUGUGGGAACAGGUUAGUCGGAGGAAAUGGUGCAGCAUGAGUUGUGUGUGUGUUGGUGGGGUUGCUGGUGGAAAUCGAAUUCUCAGUCAUCAGGGAGCCACAAAAUCCCCAUAUUUCAACACAGAACUGGGAAGGUCACACUGGUGUAGCCAAAUGCAAAUGGGGCUAAGGCUCAAGAGUACAGUUGUGGUUAGGAAGCUGACCUGUCCCACCACGAGAAUUAAAUCAUGACCAAUCUGAAUUUAACUCUAUUAUCCCUUCAUACCCUCACCCAACAAAAAUCCUUCAACAUGGACAGCUGUUCUUGCCGCAUCCUAGGAAAAAGUUCAGAGGAAGGGCACCGACUCGAAAUGUUAACUCUGUUUUUUCCUUCACAGAUGCUGCCAGACCUGCUGAGCUUUUCCAGCAACGUCUGGUUUUGUUCCUGAUUUACAGCAUCCGCAGUUCUUUCGGUUUCUAAAAACCCUUCAAUAUUAGUCUUGAAAGCUCCAAUUGGUCCACAGCAUCAAAAGCUCUGGGCACAGAGACAGCGUUCCAGAUUUCCACUGGACUUAGUGCAAGUACUUCCCAACAUCACUGUUUGUCAAAUCCUGCACCUAAUUAUUUUGUCCUUUCUUUUCCCUCUAUUUAAAGGGCAGUGAUGGCCUGGUGUUAAUGCUCAACUGUUAAUUCAGGUGAUGUUCUGGGACCCAGGUUCAAAUCUCACCACGGCUGAUGGUGCAAUUUGAAUUCAAUAAAAAUCUGGAAUUAAAAGUCUAAUGAUGACAAUGAAACCAUUGUCAACUGGUGGAAAAUAAUCCCGUCUGGUUCAUUAAUGCCCAUUUAAGGAAGAAAACUGCCAUCCUGACCUGGUCUGGCCUACAUGUGACUCCAAACCCACUGGUUGUUAACUGUCAUCUGGCCAAUUAGGGAUGGGCAAUGAAUGCUGACCCAGCCAGUAACAACACAUCCUAUGAAUGAAUGAUUUAAAAAAAAUUGCAGAGAUGCUAUUACUCACUUCUGAACUUUCUUUUUAAACCACCACCAAAUCAACCAUAUUACUAAUUAAAAGACAAAUUAUCAAGUAUUACCCACCAGCAGCAGUCCAUUCUUGUAUUCUUAAGUAAAUGACCCAGCUUUAAUUUUCAGAUUAUGCCCCAAUGUCUGAGACUCUGCCACAACAGCAAACUGAUCCUGACUACUCUAUUCAUCCUGUUAAGGAUUUUCUGAGAGUGGGACUGAACCACUUUGAUUCCUUUCCCAGGUGACGGGUCUGGAUUGUGUGUUUGGUCUAUUGCUUUCAGUGGACACUGGGUGCCUGAUUGAGAAACUUGCUCCACUCCCUGGCAAUAACAUAAAUGCUGUCUGCGUCAAAGUGAGGAAUGAGUUGGAAUGAGUUACCAUCCCACAAACAGUCACACUGCCCUUCAUAACCUAUCUCCCUCCCCAAUCUGACCAUGGACACCCCAGAACUUUACUCAGCUUAUCAACAGAUAAAUGUUACAAAGUUCAUAACAACCGAACAGCCUGCACAAAACUAUUUACUUUGUAAUUCACUUACCAUGACCUCAAAGCUGUCAGCAUGAUGAAAUGUAGGUGAAAGGUCUUGCUAGAUCAGAGUUUAUUUUAAUAUUCAUUCCCAGGACAGAGACUUCAAUGACAAGGCCAACAUUUAUUGCAUACCACUUGUCUUGAGAAUGCUUGACACACACACUGUCAAACAUAGAACUAGUUCAGAUGGCAAUUAGACAUUUCAGGACAAUUAUGGGAUAUAGGAUAAAGGUCCCAGGUCAGUCCAAGGUUGACAAGUUUCUUUCUUUGGAGGGUUUUUAAAAAUUCAUUUAAUUGGGUGUUGCUCGCUAGGCCAGCAUUUAUUGCCUGUUUCUAGUUGCCCUUGAGAAGGUGGUGUUUAGCUGCAUUUUUUAACUGCUCCAGUCCUUGAUCUGCAGGUAGAUCCACAAUACCAUUAGGGGUGCAAUUCCAGGAUUUUGACCCAGUGACAGUGAAGGAAUGGUGAUAUAUUUCCAAGUCAGGAUGGUGAGUGACGUGGAGGGGAAUUUAGAGGAAGUGGUGUUCCCAUGUAUCUGCUCUCUUUGUCCUUCAAUGUUGGAGAGUUUGGAAGGUGCCGUCAAAUACAUCUGAGACUUUAAUCAUAAGAAAAUUAACACAAUCUUCAGCUGUCAACUGUUUUUAAGUGUAUUUUAACUGUAAAAUCUUGCUCAAAAUUAAUUUUUGGGAUGUGGGAGCCUCUGGCCGAGGCUGACAUACAGUCAUAAUCGCACUGCACUGAGGGAGGCCAUUCAGCUUGGUAAGUACGUGCUGGCUCUUUGAGAGCUCCUGAAAGCAGUCCCCGACCCUAGCUUUUUCACUCAUAAUCCUGCAGAUCAAUCCUCCUCAAGUACAGGUCCAAUUGCCUUUUCAAUGUGCCUAUGGAAUGUGAUUUUUGUUGUUCUUUCAGAUAACAUGUUUCAGAUCUUCACCAUUCUCUGUGUGAAAAAUCUUAUUUCCUUUUCCGAUCUCCUGUGAAACGAUUUAUGCCUGAGACUCUUGGUUACCAAUCCUUUUGUCUCUGCCGUAUGUCCUCUGAAUUUGGCUAUUAUCAGAGUCACAUUUUUGUUGACAAGUUUUGCAUGAUCCGCCAACUUCAAAUUGUGUUCCACAUACUCAGGUCACUUGAAGGUGAUGGUUGUAUUACUGAGCAGGAGAAGAACCUACAACACUUCACUCCAGAGACACAUUAUUCACUACAGCUCUGUCUGCCAUUGCUGUCUCUUUGAACCCAUGUGCUUCAGUUUUCAGAAUCGGCCUGUUAUGUGGUGAACUGCUGUCCUUAAAAAAUGCAUCUAAAUUCGUUAUUGUUAUCUUCAUCAGCAUCUGUUCUAUUAUUUUAUCAAAGAACUCAGUAAGAACAGUCACAAUUAGCCUUCAGCAAACCUUUGUUGCGUGCCCUUUACUAAUCCCUGCUUCUUCCAGUAAGAAUUCAUUUUGUCUUGAUGGCAAUCUCUAGUAGUUUUCCCAUCACUGAUGCUACACUAACUUUUGCAACACAGUUUACUACUUACUUUUCUGAACCAUACAACAGUAGUUUCAGAGAUCUAACAGCACAGAAAAAGGCCCUUUAGCCCAUCAAGUCUGGUCAACAAUCUUCCAUUUCAGUUCCCAUUUCUAAGGAGAUUCUUCCUGAACAAUUAGUCUGUGAUGACGGUACUUAUAAUGGUUGGACAGGGAGACCCAGGAUUUUGACCCACUGACAACUGACGGACAUAAUCUAAUUGCUAGUCUGUGGGUGCUGGCCAUUCUCAUGCUUCCUCAUUGGCCUUGUGUUAAAACCUGGAUCAUUGAUCCUGACUUUACCUUUGCUCAGUAUUGUCAAUGUAGUGAUUUUUGGUUGGGAGUCAGCAGUCGGUGCUUUCUGAGGUUUUGCUCUUGCGCUCGCACAAUCCACAGGACCCUACAGCCAGUCACUGAAUUGAUCUUCCCUGCCAGAUGGAUGUCACCUGGGGAGUGGCUACACAAUAGUGGUCAACAACCAAACACUUCUCACACACAGAUGGAAGUGAAACAUCAGAAUCCUUUCCUCCCCCCCACUCCAUCUACUGUUCAGUCUUUCCAAAUACUAGCACUAUGAUACCAAAAGGCUUACCUGCAGCAUAUGGACUGCGGUGCUUCAAGAAGGCAGUUCACCAUCACAGUCUAAGGGGCAAUGAGGAUAGGAAAUAAGUGCUGGUCCAGUGAGGGACACCCACAUCCCAUAUCAAGUAUCUUUUUCAAAACAUUCUGUUAAGGCCACAUCAAAGGAAUAAACGCUCUUGAUGUGUAUCGGGGGUAUAACAUGUUGACAUAGAUAGAGGAUUAGCUGGCUAACAGGAAACAGAGCAGGGACAAAGGGUAAUUUCUAAGUGGCAAGGUAUAAGACAUGGUCUGCCACAGGGUUUGGAUUUAAAUAAAUGACUUGGUUUGAUUUAUUAUUGCCACACAUACUGAGAUACAGUGGAGGAGAUGAAGGGAUUGAAGGUUUAGUGACCAAGUUUGCUGAUGACACAAAGGUAGGUAGGAAAGUGAGUUGCGAAGAGUGUAGAAGGAGCCUACGAAUGGAUGUAGCUAGGUUGGUGGACAAAAAUCUGGUAAAUACAAUGUGGGUUAUGAUGAAGUAGUCUGUUUUGGCAGGAAGAAUAAAAGAGAAGUAUAUUAUCUAAAUGGAUCGGGGUUAUCCUUGUGCAUGAAAUUCAAACAGCUAUUAUGAGCUUACAGCAAGAAAUUAAGAAACCUAACGUAAUGUUAUAGUUUGAGUGAUAAUGGGAACUGCAGAUGCUGGAGAAUCCAAGAUAAU